Molecule: messenger RNA, 1093 nt
Organism: Lathyrus oleraceus (garden pea)
Lineage: Eukaryota; Viridiplantae; Streptophyta; Magnoliopsida; Fabales; Fabaceae
Exons: 2
Coding region: 434-763 (109 amino acids)
Source: RefSeq, a predicted model, not a curated record
UCGUAUUACAUCUUUUUGAACUCACAUAUUACAUCUCUUCCCAUUUUAUAUUAUUAUAAAAAAAAAAACUUUAGUAAAAAUAGUAAAGAACCGUAUUGGACCCUUUCUGUGAUUUCAUAUUACAAUGUCCCUUUAUUAUAAAGUAUACAAAAGACAUCCUGCUAGUCAAAUAGUGUACCACUAGCCAGGACAAAAGUUUGACCAUGAACACAUAGAAAUAAUUAAAUUGAAGUGUUCAAGAUUGAAACUUUCAAACUUAUGCCUUGUAUUUGUCUUCAAUAAUUCCUACCUACUACUUUUCCUAUAAAUAACCUUCAAUCUUUCAAAGCACAGAACACACUAACAUUUUCUACUAUAACCAAGCUUCCGCGUUAUUAAUUAUUCUGAAAGAACGGGAAAUCAAGUUUGUUUAUAAUAAAAAGAACACUUUCUCAUGGCUCUUUCUGCUACUAGUUUCAUACAAAUGCCACUGCUGCGAACAACCAAUUAUAAAUCUUCUCCUACAAAACCUAUGACUAUUACAAUAACAUGUGUUAACCAUAAAUAUAAAGCUAAACAAGUUGAUAGAAGCAGAAAUGGAGGGUAUGGACCUGGCCCACAGACCACUAGUAUUAAACUCCAAACCACAAAAACAACAACAAGAAAUCUUCAACUUGACAACAUUUAUGCCACAGCAAUCUUGAGUAGCGUCAAUGAUGAAGAUGAUCACAACACAAGUAGUCCUAAAAGGAUUGGCAACGUAGAUUAUCAUUAUGAAAUAUGAAUUGAAUGUGCAUACAUGGUGUCAAUUUUGUCAAAAAAAAAUCACCAUGAUAUCAACAAGUUGUAAUCAUGUAAUGAUAGAAACUGAUGUAUAGAAUGAAUUUACAGAAUAACAAUACAAGUUUAAUGAAAAGUCUUUAAGUCGAGUAGAGAAGGAUUAAGAAACAACUUGUAUAAAGUUAUAGAAAAAGUUCCAUAACGAACCAUGUGUUCAAAACACCACAUUCAGACAUUACCAGUACGUGGGUACUACCCAUAUUGUUGAAAUUAACCCCAAUUUUGGAGAUAAUUCUUAUCGAUCUUGAUUGAUCGAGAAUCAAUCUUUUUGAUA